Bufo gargarizans (Asiatic toad) is the source of this 3384-nucleotide messenger RNA. It is a transcript of the gene CSF1R, whose product is annotated as colony stimulating factor 1 receptor. Gene Ontology annotation, cellular component: signaling receptor complex; CSF1-CSF1R complex. Gene Ontology annotation, biological process: cell surface receptor protein tyrosine kinase signaling pathway; osteoclast differentiation; multicellular organism development. Lineage: Eukaryota; Metazoa; Chordata; Amphibia; Anura; Bufonidae. The record is from RefSeq and is a predicted model, not a curated record. Gene Ontology annotation, molecular function: cytokine binding; macrophage colony-stimulating factor receptor activity; ATP binding.
AUGAUAACACUGCCUUUCAGAAUAGACAACUCAUUCUUCUUCCACACAGGGACUGUUCACAUGUGAAGUUGUGAACCUAACUUCUGGUUAAGGACACUUGCAGCUGACCCAUUACUGGAAGGGGCAAUAUGGGUGCAGCAGCACUGACCCUGCUGAUCUUAAUUAGUGUCAGAAAUGAUUUGGAAAAUCAAGACCUGGUGCCUGCUAAGAGUGAAGAAGUUAUACAGUCCGGGAGCCAUGUCACUUUAAAAUGUGUUGGUAAUGGCACUGUGAGAUGGAUCAUUCAAGGAAAGGAAAACAAAAAAGAUUUCAAUGACCUAAUUGAAAUACCAAAGGCUACCUAUAAAGACACGAGAACCUACAGAUGUGUAUACAACAAUUCUAUGAGUUCUACAGAAAGUGCAUCAGUGCACCUCUUUGUACAAGAUGCGUCCAACUAUUGGAAUUCCCUACGUGGAUAUGGUAUACAUUUUAUUGAAGGCCAAGAUGCCUUAAUUCCAUGUCUGUUAACCGAUCCCUCUAUUCCAGACUCUGCAGUUUCCUUUGAACCAUUAGAUUAUGAUGGAAAAAGUCUAAAUAUAUCAUUUGAUGUUAAGAAAGGUUUUACAAUCCGGAAUGUGAAGAUGGAUCUUCACGAGAAAAAAUUUAGGUGUACUGCUAAAGUGAAUGGCAAUAAAAAGUCCAUCCCGAUAAAGAUUUAUGUUGACGAAGUGGAAAGCAUAUCAUCAGUUUCUCUGAAAUCUUAUGAAGAAAUGAGAAUUGAAGGUGAAGAUUUCAUAACUACCUGCAUUGCCACUAGUAAUAUAAAGUCUUCAAUCACAUGGGAACAUAACCAAAAGAAGACGAUCUCCAUGCCAGCAGAACAUUUUUAUUCUCAAGGUGACAUUUGGACGAUAACUUCUACCCUAACUAUUCAGAAUGUAUCAUUUGAAGACAGUGGCAACUACACCUGCACUGCCGGAAACAAUGCGGAAGCAAGACGAACUUCAGCAAACCUCCAAGUUAUAGAAAAAGCCUUUGUGAAUGUUUCAACGACACAGAAUAGAAGAAUGAUAUUAUUCAAGGGGGUCAGUGUGGAGCUGAUGGUAGAUAUCAAAUCUUACCCAAGUCAACUGUCCUGGAAAUGGCUACACAACAAUACUGGCAAUAUAAAGGAUGUUAGUUCUCUAUCAAAGUGGGAGGACAAAGGACCUUAUUGGAACAAAAGCAUCCUGAUUCUGAAUCGUCUGAAUGGAAAUGAGAGCGGGACAUACACUUUCUUUGCAAACAAUUCUAAAGCCAGUGCUUCUCUGUCUUUUGAAAUAAAAUUGUACAGUAUUCCAACUAUUGAUAUACAUUCUGUUACUAUAAAUGAUACAAAAAAAAUAGUAUGCACAUCACAAGGGUAUGCAUUACCAACUAUUGAAUGGCUUCAAUGUUCUGAUAGCUGCUCAGAUAAAGUCCCUUUAAAAGGAGAGCAGUCCCAGGAUACACAAGAAGAUCUAGUGAUAAGUGUCAUGCAGCCAAGUGACAGUCUUGGCAAUGUCACUAUUUUCUGUAUAGCUUCAAACAAUGCCGGGACUGCAUCUGCAAGAUAUUAUUCACCACCAUUCUGCCAGAAACUGAUGGGUAUCAUGAAAGACCCCCCACAAUUCAACCCUAUGAUGAUUGUAAUGACAGUCAUUGGAGCUUUCUUCCUCUUGCUUUCGGCAUUCCUCCUUUACAAAUACAAGCAGAAACCAAAAUAUGAAGUCCGCUGGCAGAUGGUUCAAAUGUCUGAAGACAAUCAGUACAUAUGCAUUGAUCCUACACAUCUUCCAUACAAUGAGAGAUGGGAGUUUCCAAGAGCCAACCUGCAGUUUGGAAAGACUAUAGGAGCAGGUGCAUUUGGAAAGGUGAUGGAAGCAACAGCUUUCGGGAUGGGGAAAGAUGAUUCAGCCCUCAAAGUUGCCGUAAAAAUGCUAAAGCCCAGUGCACACACAGAUGAGAAGGAAGCACUGAUGUCAGAGCUUAAAAUUCUCAGCCAUUUGGGUCACCAUGAGAAUAUUGUGAACCUUCUGGGUGCUUGUACAAGUGGAGGCCCAAUUUUGGUGAUCACAGAAUAUUGUCAGCAUGGAGACCUGUUAAACUUCUUGAGGAGAAAAGCAGAAAUCAUGAACAAUAACUUUACUGCAGUUCUUGCAAAUUCUACGGACGACUACAAAAAUAUGGCAGUAGAACAAAAGUAUUUGGGAAGUGACAGUGGACUAGGAAGUGAAAGCAAAGACAGUUAUAUUGAUAUGAAACCAAUCUCCUCCAACAUGGGCUCCACAGCAGAAAAUCCACUGGAAGAAGAGGACAUGGAUGAUCACUUACCACUGGACCUGCAUGACCUUCUAAACUUUUCACUUCAAGUAGCACAAGGAAUGUCAUUCUUGGCCUCUAAGAGUUGUAUUCACAGAGAUGUUGCUGCAAGAAAUGUGUUGGUAACCAAUGGACGUGCUGCUAAGAUCUGCGACUUCGGCUUGGCCAGGGACAUUGAGAAUGACAGCAACUAUGUUGUCAAAGGCAAUGCUCGGCUCCCAGUUAAGUGGAUGGCCCCAGAGAGCAUCUUUGAUUGUAUCUACACAGUGCAAAGUGACGUUUGGUCCUAUGGAAUCCUACUGUGGGAGAUCUUUUCUCUUGGAAGGAGCCCAUACCCUGGUGUUAUUGUCAACCGAAAGUUUUAUAAAAUGAUAAAAGAUGGAUACAAGAUGGACUGCCCAGAUUUUUCCCCGCUGGACAUAUAUCGCAUCAUGAAAGCAUGCUGGGACCUGGAGCCUACUCGCCGACCAACCUUUAACCAGAUCACCGAUCUCAUCAACAGACAAAUGAGCAUAAUUACAAACCAGGAUUAUACAAACAUCAUCCAAGGCCAACAAGAAGAAGAUUGUGCAGAUACAAAGUGUGUGGAUUCCCAGCCUCUGAUGAAAGGAAACAACUACCAGUUCUGUUAGUUGGAGGCUUCCACAUUGGAUUCCACAAAAUCAUUGAGGUGCACAGAAGUGUUGGUGUUACAUGAAAGAACCACCAACGUUAAUCAGAAAUUUUGAUUGAGGCAUUAAUUUCAUACUUAUUAAGCUAAGAAACUAAACAUAGUCUCUCUGUUGCCAGAAUCAGAGGGGGAUGGGUAAAAUGUAGCAUUACCAUUGUAGCACUGGAAAAGCCGAUAAUGUCGCGUUAACUGACCUAUAUAUGUGCAUUCCUAUUAGAUUCAACAAGGGCAAUGAAUAAUAGGAGUGUGACUGAAAACAGAGAAGGGAAGAUACCUUUUUCACUAUAUUUUUUGUAAUUUUAAGAUUUAAUCAAGCAAAAUAUAAAAUCAAGUAUUCAUAGCGAUGCAUUUGUUUCUAGACGGCGCAGUAUAAAAUUUGCUCUAUGAAUAUA